This is a messenger RNA of Fusarium venenatum, 2259 nucleotides long. Its product is annotated as P-loop containing nucleoside triphosphate hydrolase protein. Gene Ontology annotation, cellular component: mitochondrial degradosome. Gene Ontology annotation, biological process: RNA catabolic process; mitochondrial RNA 3'-end processing. Gene Ontology annotation, molecular function: ATP binding; RNA helicase activity; hydrolase activity, acting on acid anhydrides. The record is from RefSeq and is a predicted model, not a curated record. Lineage: Eukaryota; Fungi; Ascomycota; Sordariomycetes; Hypocreales; Nectriaceae.
AUGAGGUAUCUGCUCCGGACAGGAGCUGUGCGAGCUCCUCUUAUUCCUUUGUCCAUUUCAACGAGGUCGCUUUCUACGACACCUCGACUUGAGAGACAACCGACAAAAGGCAAGCCUAACCCUAAGAAAUUCUUAGGGAAGAAAUUAGGUGGUUCAAGAGGUGGCUUAUUGGGCCAGGGCCAAGAUCCAGCAUCAAGACUAAGACUUACCAAUGGCAACAAUGCUAAUGGUCGCCAUGGCAUGUUCCGAUCAACUUGUUUUGCGAGGUUCCAAAAAGUGCUUGAAAACAUAAGCAACACGACAGUGUCUAUUGCGGGUGUCGGGGAGGAUGAGUUUCAUCGACAAGGUCAUGAGUUUAUGAAUGUGAUUGACGGAGCUUUCGAUCUGGCUGAGCAGAAUGUUACGGACCGCGCCAAAAAUCCUUUAUUCUGGAAUCUCCGUGAUGCAUUCCUUCAUAAAGAUCUUAAAGGUCUUACCAGCGAACUUCAGUACUCCUUCCAGUCAUUCAUGAUGAAACAGAAACUCUCAAAGGGUCUGGAAGAAAGUCAUAAGCGAUUACUGGACUUUCGAUUUCCCUACGAAUGGUUCCCUGCGACCAGAGCGAUGCAGCGAACAAUUCAUGUUCACGUUGGACCGACAAAUUCUGGCAAGACGUACAGAGCGCUUAAGGCUCUGGAGAAUUCAAAGCGUGGAGUCUAUGCUGGACCCUUGCGUCUGUUGGCGAACGAGGUCUACCAGCGUUUAAUAGCCAAGGGUCUGCCAUGCGCGCUGCUAACAGGAGAGGAAGUACGGGUACCCUCAGAUACGGAUACGUACUUUACCAGCUGUACGGUCGAAAUGGUUCCUGUGAACGAACAAUACGAUGUAGCCGUCAUUGAUGAGAUCCAAAUGAUUGCAGAUGAAGACAGAGGACAAGGUUGGGCGACAGCUUUGUUGGGUGUUCAAGCCAAGGAGGUCCAUCUUUGUGGUGAGGAGCGAACUGUUAAGUUGAUUGAGAAAAUCUGCGCAUCUAUUGGCGACAAGUGUAUCGUGCAUCGAUACGAACGUCUGAGUCCCCUGGAAGCCAUGAACGAUUCUCUCCACGGCGAUUACGGCAAACUUGAGAAGGGCGACGCUGUUGUUGCUUUUAGUCGCAUGAACCUCCACGCCCUGAAGCGAACGAUUGAGGCUAAGACAGGACGACGAUGUGCCAUCAUUUACGGAUCUUUGCCCCCCGAGGUGCGCGUUCAGCAGGCAGCUCUAUUCAACGACCCCGAUAACGACUACGACUUUAUUGUGGCCAGUGACGCUAUUGGUAUGGGUCUGAAUCUCGAGAUUCGACGAGUUAUUCUCGAGACAGUUGCCAAGUACGACGGUAGCCAGAACAGAAUGCUCUCGUACCCCGAGCUGAAGCAGAUUGGUGGUCGAGCAGGUAGAUACAAGACUGCUCGUAAUGCCACUGAGGGAACAGAUGACACAGUCACAGAGAUACGCAAGGUUGGCUACGUCACAACCAUGGAUAGCCCAGAUCUCAAGUUGGUCCAUCAGGCUUUCAAAGCUGAUGUUGAUGAUAUCGAGUAUGCCUACAUCACGCCCCCCGCUGCUGUUGUUGAGCGUUUCUCAACAUACUUCCCCAAGGAGACGCCCCUGUCGUUCAUUCUUAUGCGAAUUCGAGAGUUGGCAUCUGUGAGCAAUAUGUUCAGACUUCAUGUGCCUGCUGAAAAGCUCGAGGUUGCCGACCACAUUCAAGAUAUCCCCUUGACUAUCUACGAUCGACUCACCUUUACCAACCUGCCCAUUGCCACACGCGCUCAGAAUGCAGUACCGGUUCUUCGUGCACUCGCCAACAUCGUUGCCAAGAAUGGCAGCGGUGAACUUCUCGACAUCAAGGAAAUUCCCAUCGAGAAUCUGGACAUUGACUUGAAGACCUUUAAGGGAACAUCCAUGGAAUAUCUCCACAGACUCGAAUCCCUCCACCAAGCCAUCAACCAGUACAUUUGGCUGUCGUAUCGUUUCAGCGGCAUGUUCCGAGACCAAUCUUUGGCGUUCCACGUCCGAUCGCUCGUCGAGGAGAAGCUAAUAAGUACACUGGAGAGACUGGACUUUACAGAGGGUCAUCUAUCCAGCUUCCGACGAAAGGUUAGAGCGGAAGCUCAGAGGAGGAUUGAAGCGCAGGAGGAGUUGGGAGAGGUUGGUGAUAAGGGUGUAGAAGAAACCGAGUCAGAUGACACGCCAAUUGGCGACUUGGACACGAGAGGACCUGCUCCAACGUCUGGAUGA